Messenger RNA from Nicrophorus vespilloides, 452 nucleotides. Its product is annotated as cuticle protein 2-like. The record is from RefSeq and is a predicted model, not a curated record. The annotation marks the transcript as partial. The transcript has a single exon. Lineage: Eukaryota; Metazoa; Arthropoda; Insecta; Coleoptera; Silphidae.
UCGAUACCGUCGAAGUACAACACGCUAAAGCCGCUCACUUUGCCGCUAAGGCCGAAGCUCAUGCUCGCAACGGAGAUUACGUCCAUGGAGUUGUAGGAUACACUGGUGUAGUAGCUCCAGUAGCUCACCACGUCCCAGCCAUCGUCAACGGAGUCCCAGUUGAUACCGUCGAAGUACAACACGCCAAAGCCGCCCACUACGCCGCCAAGGCUCAAGCCCUCAACGGUCACUACACUCACGGAAUCGUAGGAUACACUGGUGUAGUAGCUCCAGUAGCUCACCACGUCCCAGUAGUAUCCACUUACGCCCAUCAUUACACUCCAUCUGUAUACACUGGACCACAACACGUCCCAGUAAUUGAUGCCUCCGGUGUCCCAGUAGAAACCCCAGAAGUUCAACACGCCAAGGCUGUACAUUUGGCUGCUCACGUUAAAACCGCUUCCAAGUGGUAA